Messenger RNA from Linum trigynum, 5086 nucleotides. The record is from the annotation of a GenBank genome assembly. NCBI's taxonomy places the organism in Eukaryota, Viridiplantae, Streptophyta, Magnoliopsida, Malpighiales, Linaceae.
UUAAACAAUACCAAAACGGAUCAAAUGUAAUAUUAGUUCAAUCCUUGAUUCUUUAACCGUCUCUCAAUAUCGCACCACAGUUCUCUUGAAUUUGGUUCGGGUACAAAACAGAGUGAACCGUUGCACAAGCUUGCCAAAUUUAUCUUCUAAUACUAUAUCAGAAUUUAGACUCAUGACAAGCACAACACAAUUUAAUACCAUAAAAGCAAGAUCCCAAACUUUCCAUAACAAUUAGCUCUCUCAAGUCUCAACUGCCGCAAAUCACAGACCAAAGUCCAAAGAACUAGAGAUGAUUAAUGACCAAAAUCCCCCUUAACAAAUCUUGCUUCCUGGUUUGUCUCUUCUAUCUCUUCUAUCUCUCCUCCACCCCCAUUUCCUUUUCAGCCGCUGACACCUUCCCUACCUUGCUCUUCCCUCCAUCACUCUGUCUGUUUCUUAGGCAGGCGAGACUCUCUACUCUCUCCACUACUGAAUCUUGUGUUUAUGGCGGAGGCUGUGGAGGAGAAUUUCUUGGUGGGGAAGGAGACGGACAGCCACGUGGAAAAAGCUCAAAAGAGAAGUAACGGGAAAAAAGAUAUGCAAUUUUUUUCUUAGAAACAGAGGAUCCAAAGAAACAAAACCCCACUCUCUCUGACUAUCUUGGCCUUGCUGCCGUAGGAGUAGAGAGAAGCCUGCGGAAGUUCCAAAGACAAGUGUGGCGAGAAGUUGCCAAAUUCCACUUCCAAGUGUUGCUCCGCCCACGCCGCCGCUCAACACCUCGCCCCGUUCUUUCCCUUUUCUCUGCUCCAUCGCCUUUUGCUGACUUAACACGAACAGACUUCUGGCACAUUCUUUUUCCUUCAAUUUCCCGGGGUCCAAAUUGUUUGUUUCUUUGUUCUUCAUCACGUGCUUUUCUUAUUGUUCAACAGCUAUAUGUACACCUCACUCUUCGAGCCCAUUUCACUCUCCCCUGUUUCUGCUCUGUUUUCAGCUCAGCUCUGUUCCUGUGUCUUCCGUCCAACAAUGGCGGUCUUGUUCUUGAUUCUGUAAUUUUAUUCGAUUUGGGUUGAACCUUUAUUUGAUUUGGGUUUCGCUGUUGGCUGCUCGAUUCUCAAUGGGUUCGAUCCUCCGGUUUCGGAAGCUGUCCUACUUGGCGCCGGUGAAAUUGCAUACCGAGAAGAAGGUUGAGCAGGAGAAAAAGGCUGUCGAUUUUCCCAAUCCUUGCUUUUCACCGGAACCCACGAAGAGGGCUCCGUCGCCGCCGGUGAGAAGGUCCGGCGGGAAGGAAUGGAGGUGCAUGGACAAUUGCUGUUGGAUGAUUGGGUUUCUCUGUACGACCUGGUGGCUCUGUUUAUUCCUCUUCAACUGUUUGCCGGCGACUCUGCCCGGGUUCCAAGUACCCGAAUCCCCCGGCGUCCGGCUCAAGCGCGAAGGGCUGACCGCACUUCAUCCCGUCGUCAUGGUCCCCGGAAUAGUCACCGGCGGUCUCGAGCUUUGGGAAGGAAAGCCUUGUGCUGAGGAUCUCUUCCGGAAGCGCCUCUGGGGCGGUGGCUUCACUGAAAUCUUCAGAAGACCAUUGUGUUGGUUGGAGCAUCUGUCUCUGGAUAAUGAAACCGGGCUCGACCCGCCGGGGAUCCGAGUCCGAGCUGUCCCGGGUCUGGUCGCCGCCGAUUACUUUGGGCCGGGAUAUUUUGUCUGGGCCGUUCUCAUUGAGAAUUUGGCCAAAAUUGGGUACGAAGGGAAGAACUUGUACAUGGCAGCUUACGAUUGGCGGCUCUCCUUCCAGAAUACAGAGAUUAGGGACCAGGCACUGAGUAGAUUGAAGAGCAAAAUAGAGCUAAUGUAUGUGACAAACGGUUAUAAGAAAGUAGUGGUGGUUCCACAUUCCAUGGGAGUUGUCUAUUUCCUUCACUUCCUCAAAUGGGUCGAAACCCCGCCUCCGGUUGGAGGAGGGGGCGGCUCGGGCUGGUGCUCGAAGCACAUCAAGGCUGUGAUGAACAUCGGCCCCACGUUCCUCGGGGUUCCGAAGACAGUCAGCAACUUGUUCUCCGGGGAGGCUAAAGAUGUCGCAUUCCUGAGGGCUAUGGAUCCUGGUGUACUGGACUCCGAGAUGCUCGGAUUGCAAACAGUGGAGCAUCUCUUGAGGGCAGGUCGAACUUGGGAUUCGAUUGUUUCCUUGCUUCCCAAGGGAGGAGAAACUAUCUGGGGCAACCUAGAUUGGUCUCCUGAGGAAAACCAUGCUUGUGAUUUGUCUAAGAGGAAGCCACUUGGUGAACGAAACUCGACCGAUGGUAAUGCAAAGAGAUCAGGACUUAAAGAGCCUGUUAAGUAUGGAAGGAUGAUCUCAUUUGGCAAAGCAGCAGCGGAGCUACCAUCUUCGCUCUUUCCAUCUCUCGAUCCAAAGGAUAUACUAGUUGCACAGACGACCACGAAGAAGAAUUCCACUUCCUCGUGCAGUGAGGUCCGGACAGAAUACGACGAGAUGAACAGAGAAAUCAUUAGAAAGAUUGCAGAGAACAAAGCAUACACAGCUAGGACGGUUCUCGAUUUACUAAGGGCGGUUGCUCCCAAGAUGAUGAAACGAGCAGAAGCUCAUUUCUCCCAUGGCAUAGCCGACAAUCUCGAUGAUCCGAAGUACACACAGCAUUACAAGUACUGGUCCAACCCACUGGAGACAAAGUUGCCUGAUGCUCCAGACAUGGAGAUCUACUGCUUAUACGGAGUAGGAAUUCCGACGGAGCGAUCGUAUGUGUACAAACAGUCGCCCAGCAGCAGGUGCAAGAGCAUCCCAUUUCGAAUCGACAGCUCGGUGAAUGGAGACCGCGGAGAGAGUUGCCUGAGAGGCGGGGUGAACUUCGUGGACGGGGACGAGAGCGUGCCCGUGUUGAGUGCGGGGUUCAUGUGUGCCAAGGGUUGGAGAGGGAGGACGAGGUUCAACCCGUCGGGGGCCUCGACCUACGUGAGGGAGUACCGGCACAAGCCACCGGCUAGCCUGCUCGAAGGGCGGGGAGCCGAGAGUGGGGCUCAUGUUGACAUCAUGGGGAAUGUUGGGCUGAUAGAGGAUGUGAUGAGGGUUGCUGCUGGCGCCACCGGUUUGGAGAUCGGUGGCGACAGGAUUCAUUCCGAUAUCGUUCGAAUGUCGGACCGGAUUAACAUUCGACUGUGACCGAUCGAACGAAUGGUGGUCAUCGGAGGAGGAGUAAUGUGCAAGGUAUUUUGAGGUGUAAAAAAGAAAAACUAACAAGGGAACAAGUGGAUAUCCUGCAAAGCUAAGCUAGAGAAGUUGUGACUUUUGAGUUGUUAGAAAUGUGGAGGAAGGAGAGAGAGAGUGUGCCAUUUUUGGGUUCUGUUAAUUGCAGCAAGUUCUCUGGAUAAACACAUCUGUAAUCAAAUAAAACGGCCUCUCUCUGUUCCUUCUUGUAAUCAUCAACUAUUUAGGCUUUUUUUGUUGUUGGGAGUUGCCGAGACUCGAAAACACGAGCUACUGAGCCCAAAGUUAUCAUUACGUACCCAAGUUGGACUGGGCUGGCAUUAACGUGUGUGGAAGAAGUUUAAAGGCCCAACAUGAUGUCUCCGACGAAAAAGCAUAACUCGGCCCACUAACAAUUGAAUCCAUCUACAAAGGCUCAAGUACGCAACGAAAACAGUAGGGGGGAAAAUGGGGCCAGAGCCUUUGAGAACUGAGAUUGAGUAAUCAAAAUAAUUCAAAAUGGAAAGAACAACAUAAAUAAUCUCAAAUCACUGUUAGAAAUCCUUCUUAACAAAUCAUUAGGUAUAUAUACAUAUGUAGAUAAACGGUGGGGUUCCAUUAGGAUUAGGUUAAAUAUAUUAAUUACGAUAGGUAAUUAAUUAAGGGUAAUUUAGGCAUUCUCAAAAAGCUAGGUAUCAGGUGUGACAUUCACUCCUUAAAAAAAUUCGUCCUCGAAAUUGAGGUCGCAAGAACAUGAAGAUGUCCAAGUCUCAAUUCUUAUUACUACUGACAUUAUAAUGCUACUACCCGACCAUAUCUAAACUAAAAAUCGAUUCAAAUAGUCAAGAACAAGUUUGGAUAGUUCUCUCUCAUCACCUCUUCAAUCACCCACAUAAUUACUUUAGUGCGUGGGUUCCUCCCUUCCAUUUUCAUAAUAGACACCCUCUCUCUUUUCCAUGAUAAAGACUCUAGGUUGCCCACCGGCUCUUGACAUUUGACUCUGAUCACGAUCGACAUGACGAGUGUUGCUGCUAUUGAAACGCCCACCAUUAUUGUUGCUGAAUUCACUAGUCCUGCCACUGAAUCUACUUCUCGAAUGUGCUUUACCCCCAACAAUUGAGGGCUCAGAGAUAACCCUUAUACGAUAAGCCUGUCUUGGGCAGUUCCACUUUAUAUGUCCCGGUUAGCCACACUCGAAACAAACGCCCAUAUUACGUCUGCACUCGCCUAGAUGACGUUUGUCACAUUCCAGGCAUAGUGGAUAUAGUAGUUGUGUCGGUGCAUUUCUUGUGGAGACCGUCUGGCUCCAGGAUUGAUUCUAGCUAAAUGAACCAGAUCCCUUCUUGAAAGGUUGGGUCGAGAAAGUUUGGCUCAUGCCCCCAGAGUUGUCUGGCUCCUUCCUCUUCUUCGUAUCCAUCCUCGCAUCCCUCUCCUGUUCGGCCAUCUCCUCAUCCCUCUCAAUGCGAAGGACAGCUCGAUAUAGUGUGGCUUAAGAUGCCCUCUCUGCUUCUCCCAUGCAUUUCCUCAAUUUUGCCCUCAAACUCCGGAGAUAACGAUCUCGCAUCCCUAGAAGGAUGUUUCAUUUUUUAUUUGCAGUUUUAUAUUACAUAGCAUUUUUUUUCUAGCCGUUUGGAAUUGAAUAUUCUGCAUUAAUUUUAAGGACCAAAGUUGCCCAUAAUUCCUCUUGCUCUAAAAUAUUCAUCAUGUCCUGAACCUUUUAUGAACAGCUGGAUCGGCCCAACGAGUCUGCAGAAUUAUAUGCCGAGUGAACGUUCACAUGUAGAAUUAUUGUACAGUAAUACUCUAAUCCUCUCACGAAAAUUCCAAAAAAUAAAAUCUUUCACAGCCUAAAGUUAAGAGAAUCCGACUUUAAAUUUUCAAGACGUUCACACGCUAGAAUUAAGAAUUGUACGGCAA